Molecule: messenger RNA, 3516 nt
Organism: Syngnathoides biaculeatus (alligator pipefish)
Lineage: Eukaryota; Metazoa; Chordata; Actinopteri; Syngnathiformes; Syngnathidae
Gene: susd6
Product: sushi domain containing 6
Exons: 7
Coding region: 266-1420 (384 amino acids)
Source: RefSeq, a predicted model, not a curated record
CAGUCGCGCGCUGAGUCUUUCCGCUCACCUAAAAAAAAAAAAAAAGAAAAGAGCUGUGGCGAGACGAAGACAAGGAAACACACGCGUACAUCGGUGGGGAAAUACGUGGACAGCAUUCGGUGACAUUUGCCCACGAACUGCGUCGUGUGUGUUCGUUUACGCCGUCGUUAAAUGCGUCGAAUGUGAACAAGGGAGGAGGGCUCGCUGCUGGGAACCUUUUGUCGGUUAAGCCCUAGAGGACCCUUGCCGGUUGUUGGAGGAAAAGAUGUGCAAUGGAAUGGUAGCGUUACAUACGAGAGCCCCUUCCUCCUUCUCCUCCUCCUCCUGCUCCUCCUCUCUAGCCCACAGGCUGGCCGCCUUCCCCGCGCUUCUCCUCUUCUUCACUGUGCUGCCCCAUGCCCUCGCAUCAGGUUGUGCUCAGCCACCUGCCGUGCAGCAUGGAGACCUGCUUAACCAGACUGAGGGUAACAGGGACUCCUUUCCCAUGGGCACUGUUUUGACCUAUGCCUGUGAUCCUGGAUACACUGCAGAUGGACCUACAAGCAUCACUUGUGACGGUUCUGGAUCCUGGUCCAAUCAACUCCCACGCUGCAUCAGAAGCAAUGUGUGUUCGCCCCCCACUGAACCGGAGAAUGGUGGCUACCGGUGUCACCCGCCUGGCUGCCACCGUCUCACCCAUAAGACUGUCAUAGAGUACUUCUGCGAUGAGGGCUACGCUCUGAAAACAGACUACAAGUUUCUCACCUGUGAGAAUGGCGAGUGGGAUACUCCCAUGCAGAUCAGCUGCCGACUAACCCAAGACAAGGAGCCAAGCUCUGAACUCGGCAUACCAGCUCUGUCUAUUGUGGCGUCAACUGCUAGCUCGGUGGCGCUCAUCCUACUUUUAGUUGUGCUUUUUGUGCUCGUCCAGCCCAAACUCAAAUCGUUCCAUCACAGCAGGAGGGACCAAGGAAUCUCAGGUCAAUCUGGUUCCAUCAUGGUCGAGGGGGUUCAGGUGGCACUGCCCUCCUAUGAAGAAGCUGUGAACGGAAGUGGUUCAGCACCCCCUCCUCCUUCACCGCCUCCUCCAGCUCCUCUGGAGUCCAGAGUCCCGAUUGUUCUGUCUGAGGGUCUCCCUCAGGGGGCCACAGGAGGCGAAGGUCCCAGUGGAACCCACCACCACAGAGACUUAGACUUCUGUUUCCCAUCCACCUCAUCGUCUAUCCCCUCCCACCAUCACGCAGAGAGGGUGCUUGUUCAUCAGGCUCCGUCUUCAUCCUCCUCUUCCUUAUCAUCGUGGGCUACAGAGCACCCUGGCGGUGCGUGCGCGGCCCCUCUACCUCUCCGUAGAGACUCUGAGAGCAGCGACCAGCACAGUCUGCUCUCUGUGACCUCUGCAGAUGACUUCUCUGAUGAUAUUCCCUUGCUGAAGGAAGCAUGAAGCCUGCCAGCGUGCUAGCAGCAGUCUCCUGUCUCUCUCUCUGCUGACCAGGACAGAGUGUGGCUGUCAACCCAACUUACCCAAACAAUCCUCACAGGCCAGCAGAGACAGAACUAAAACUAUGCCCAGCGCAACCUCUUCAGCCAUUGCUACAGACAAAGAACAAAGCCAUCAACCAGUACAUACACCACCACGGGCAGUAAUGGAACGCCAGGAGAGCCGGCUCGAGACUAGACAAAGUGGUGCCAUCGUAUUAAAAAUCGUCACAGCCGUCAUAUAUGCUUCAAACAUACAUACCCAGUCAAGGCUCUGUGCUACAGGCUAUGUAUUAUCACACACACACCUCCUUACUGGUUUCACCCUAUAUAUUAUAGUUGACACAGGCUCCAUUUGAAAAUGGUAUUAGCCAUCAAUGGAUUUAAAACGAGAAAUCUUAAGUUUGCCAGUGGCCCUGUAGUGCUCCAAAUCGUCUUCCCGCUGUACUUGAGUUGUGAGUGACAGUUGGGUGUUGUGGCCCUCUUUGUGAAUGCUGCAUGUCGUUUUUAGUGAUGGCUGUCAUUGCGCCGCGGCCCACUCUGAAUUAAGCAUGAAGCCUCCUCUGCGUGUCCUUCUUUUUCCCUCUUUUUUAGCUGUCUCUGUAUCCAGGCAACAUCCAAGAAUACUGUAUGGAUGAACGGGAUUAGUUGGGGAAGAGUACAAAGCAGUGUGGCCACGUCUUUGUAGAACCUGAAAGAGAGCGUUCCAUCCUCUUCUCUUGCAUGAGUAGGAUUGAUUGGUGUUUCGGAUCUAAAACAUCUGACUUAAAGCAACACACGAGAUCCCGCUUUAUCGAGCAGCACAGGAAGAGCUGUCCAUCAGGCUGAUUGGUCAAGACAAAAUGUUAAAGUAGCGCCAACAAAAUGCUCCUUCCUGCCGUAUUUUUUUGUUUCAUGUGUGGCUCACUUUGUUUUGAUCCGACGAGUUUGACUUGACGUGUGUGCGUGUGUAUGAAGCAGGACAGGGCAUGUACUCAAUAAAUUGCACCUCAUAACAGACAUUUCCUGAUCACCCCCGCCCCAGAUUAGAGGCAGCCAUCACCCCGAACAUUCAUGUUACUAGACCAACGUUGAUUGAAAAACAGCAAAACGCAAUUAUAAUCCAGCAAUAAAUUCAGUACACGACUGUCUGAAUUAUUAAUAUUUAUGCUGACUGGCAUCUCUCUAGAAAAAUAGCUUUGCACCCGUUGUCAAUCACACUGAACUGAAAAUAAAAUAUCUGUGGAUUAUUGACAGAACUGCAACUGGUUGCAGUGAAAUAAGAAAUUGAACAAUUGUUUUACACACCGCGCGUCCGAGCGCAUAUACUCAUAUAAUCUUCUAAAGACAAGAGAUUAAAGAAUCAUGGUUUUCGUCAUCCUCCUCCUCAUCGUCAUAAGGUGUUUUUGUGGUUGAGCUGUCCCCCAUGAACACAGCAUGACUCCAAAAAAAAUCAAACCUUAUGUGAUUUAUCUUUUUUUUUUUUGGGGGGGGGGCUCUUCAUUAUUAUUGCGAACAGAAUGUUGCCUUAGACCUGUACAUUUUUUUAUGUAUUAUCUAAAGUAUCCGCUUUGGUGGUUGCUUUGUCACCAGUGCAACGUUUUCUGUUUUCCCAAAGGCCUUACGAUGUUCUUUUCUAUGCAUAUAAAUUGUCUUUAUUUAUCACUGUUCAUUUUGUCGGCAAAAAAAAAAUAAUAAUAAUAAUAAUGUCCAACCUUUUCUGUUCUUUCCAUGCUUUCCAGCUAUUGUGAUGAUGACACUGAUUUUUAUGCGCCUCCGUGUUUCAUAUUUGCUUUACUUCUCUUUACUACCUGGCGUAAAAUGUUAUGGGGUUAAAGGUUUGUUGUUUUUUUUAAAGCAACUAAUGUUAAAUUCAGGGACACUGUUGUACAGUGUCUCUUCCCUGGAAAUAACAGGUUAUAGUACACAGUUUCAUUUUUUGGUUUGAAUGCUUUUGGCUUCUAAUCUUCCCCUGUACAUGGCAGUGGGUGUGAGAAUAUUAAUUUAAUAUUUGUAUAAAGGUUAAUUUAAUUUUACAGUGUGUAUAUAACUUUCUAAUUAAAGCUUUCUUUUGAAUGUGAA